AUGGCGCACACCCUCCUCAAGAACCGUCGGCGGACCGACUAUAGGUUCUCUCUCGAAUACCGCACAAGAUGGAUUGACAACGACAUGUACGAUCACAUGAACAACAGCGUCUACUACUUCCUCUUCGACUCCAUCGUAAACUCCUACCUCAUCCAGCACUGCUCGCUGCACCCCCCGACCUCCGACUCGAUCGGCCUCGUCGUCCACUCCCACUGCGACUACUUCGCGCCUGUGGGCUUCCCUGCGGUUGUCGACCUCUGCUUGAGGGUGAAUAAACUGGGGAAGAGCAGUGUCACGUAUGAGAUUGGGGUGUUUGAGAAGGGAGUCGAGGAGGUCAAGGCGGUGGGGAACUUUAUUCACGUUUUUGUGGAGAGGGAGGGUAGGAGGCCUGCGGUGGAGGGGAUGGCGGAGAACUUGAAGAAGGGAUUGGGAGCUAUUGUGGUUUCGGAGCAAGCGAAGCUAUGA
Coniosporium apollinis CBS 100218 is the source of this 465-nucleotide messenger RNA. RefSeq lists its product as uncharacterized. Gene Ontology annotation, cellular component: mitochondrion. Gene Ontology annotation, molecular function: fatty acyl-CoA hydrolase activity. Bases 1 to 465 code for a protein of 154 amino acids. The transcript is spliced from 3 exons. The record is from RefSeq and is a predicted model, not a curated record. NCBI's taxonomy places the organism in Eukaryota, Fungi, Ascomycota, Dothideomycetes.